GUUCGUUCUUUGCGCGCCUGCCCAGAAAAUUAUUGUUAUCGAUAACAGAGCAGCAAGAAAAAAGUUCGGCACGCUCUUCUCUCACAUCACAUCGAAUUGAAAGCUCGCCUAGACAGACAUCUGGUGCAUCGCCCAUUUCGCCGGGUCGAGAUCGAAGCUUCGCAACCAUGGAUAUUCACCGUUGCCGCUUUGUGCCCUACCCCCCCUCGGCCAUUAAUGCCGUCGCCUUUUCAUACUCGUAUAUUCCCGGCAGGAAGUCCUCCGCACCAGUCCGCCUGGCCAUCGGCCGCGCCAACGGCGACAUCGAAAUAUGGAACCCUCUGAACGGCCAAUGGCACCAGGAGACGAUACUUCAUGGUGGAAAGGACAGAAGCAUAGACGGCCUGGUCUGGGUCAACGAACCUGACCAAGUCCUGCAGGACGGGCAUGUACUCGUCGGAAAGUCGAGGCUGUUCAGCAUCGGCUACACCAGCACCGUCACUGAAUGGGAUCUCGAGAAGAAGCGCCCAAAGAAGCAGGCGAGUGGCAUGCAUGGAGACAUAUGGUGUCUCGGUGUGCAGCCGUUCGAGAUCCCCGGCAAGAAAGGCCAGCCCAACAAGAUUGCCCAGACUGGCAAGAGGCUCGUUGCUGGCACCAUGGACGGCAGUCUCGCCCUCUACUCGAUUGACGACGACGACUUACGCUUCGACCGUAUCCUUGUGCGAUCUCCCUCCAAGAAGACAAAGAUGGUCAGCAUUGCCUUCCAAAACCGCAACAUUGCCGUCGUUGGAUGCUCCAACAGUGCUGUUCAGGUAUACGAUAUGCGAAACGGUAACCUGCUGCGCAAGAUGACGUUGGGCUCCGACCUGGCUGGCGGAACCAAGGAAAUCAUUGUCUGGUCCGUCAAGUGUUUGAGCGAUGGUGACAUUGUGUCGGGUGACUCCACCGGUCAUGUAUGCAUAUGGGAUGGAAAGACCUACUCUCAGGCACAGCGACUGCAGGGCCAUAAGCAGGACGUACUUUCGUUAGCUGUCAGCGCAGAUGGCUCCACAAUCGUCAGUGGAGGCAUGGACAAGAGAACAAUUCUUUACAGGAAAACGACCGGCUCUAGCUCCAGGUGGGGCAAAGUCUGGCACAGGAGAUACCACAGUCACGAUGUCAAGACAAUGGCCUCAUUCGAAGGUCCAGGCAUGAGCAUCAUCGUGUCAGGAGGUCCCGACGCCCAGCCCAUUGUACUUCCCUUGCGAGAGGCUGGAAUGGAGAACCACAGGACAUUGUCCAACCUGCCUCAGAAUGUACCUCUGAUAAGCGCUCCAAGGGCUAGAUUAGUUGUUAGCUGGUGGGAUCGUGAGGUCCAUGUCUGGCGCCUGCAGAAGCCACUCAAAGAGAUAGUAGACUUUGCAGGCAUCGACUCUGCUGUGACCAAGAACCGAAAGCUCCUCGCUAGAAUCCUUGUCAAAGGCGAAGCCAACAUCACUUCCGCUACCAUCAGCAGUGAUGGAACGCUCCUCCUUGUGUCCACGACUUCUGACAUCAAAGCUUUUCACCUCAAACCCCGAAGCGAUGCCAGAAAAGACGAGCUCAAAGUGUCCAAGGUCGACGUCCCGGCCGCUAUUGCUGAGCAAGGAGCUACCAGCCUCAAGAUAUCUCCGGAUGGACAGUGGGUCUGCGCAGCUCAGGCUGGAAGUAAGGUCUCGCUAUUGCAGCUAUCCCAAGACUCUGAAGAUAACAAUCGCCCCGUCAUCCAGCAAAGGCCAAUCAAGCUAAACCGGCUGAAGCGCAACAUUCCGAAACACAUCAUUCUUGGUGGGCUCGGUCAGUAUGACAGGAGUAUUACGCAAAUCUCCUUCUCGCCCGACACCAAAAUGCUUGCUGUGGCUGACAUGGCUGGUUAUAUCGAUACAUGGCUGCUUCAGGACCCAUCACAGCUCACGAAUGGGGUUGAUGGCCACUCCGAUGAUUCGAGCGACAACUCCGAUAGCGAAGACGAGAGCGCGUCAGGUCGCGUUGGUGUGCGCUGGGUUCGCAACCCCAAUAGCUCACUGGUACCCAAACUGCAUGGCGCACCUACAGUGCUUUCGUUCUCGAGCCACGUACCGACGGAGCACCUCAACAUGAUUGAUGGGGGUGACGAAGCGACCGAUGAUUAUGUCUUACUCGCAAUUACCGCACGACCUCACAUCUUGGCGAUACAUCCCACGAUCGGAUCUAUCACUCCUUGGUCUAGGCGAAACCCGACCACCCGCUUUCCCGUCGAGUUUCGCAAUAUCCGUGACUUGGUCAAGGGUGCCCUUUGGGCUGGUGAUCGUGUAUGGCUCUAUGGCAACAGUUUCCUUGUCAUGCUGGACAUGUCCAAGGACAUCGCAGAAGAGGUGACGAAUCCAUCUUCUGCACUGGUGCCCCUCGAUGAUCAACCUGCAAGACCAAAGAAGCGCAAGCGAGGUGGAGACACUGGUGCUGGUAACAAGAUGACCAAGGGUGCGACUGGUCCUACCAGGAUCGAACGACAUGCCGAGGGCGAAGUGGAGGAACUCAACCUUGAUGGGCCCGAUGCCAUGGAUACCGAUGCUACCAGUGCUCCGGACGACGACAGCGAAAGCGAGGACUCAGAAGACGAGCUGCAAGGCGAGCUGGUGUCGAGGCGCAGGGCAGAAGGCAGGAAAGGUCCAGAUGCACCGCCCAGCCAAGGCACUGGAUUUUGGCACACGUUGAAAUAUAGACCAAUCAUGGGCAUUGUGCCUCUUGAAAAUGUUGAGGAAGGAGCGCAUAACGAUGAUGUUGUAACGCCUUACGCAAACGGACAAAUUCGCCAGACACUCGAAGUUGCCCUGGUGGAGAGGCCCUUGUUUGAGACAGAUAUGCCUGACAGAUACUUCGCCGAGGGCGAGUUUGAGAGGUAGCAUAAAACGGUUUUUUAUUGCUUGAAGCAUGUUGGAGAAAGAAGAUAAUGUAAAUUCAUACUCGUGUCAAGGCGUUCGUAAACAGCCACUUCUGGUGAGAUUCCAACAUACCAUGUUGUUACGGGGACUGAGCACCCGUGUGUGCUAAACUUUGAUCACCAAUUUCUCAAUCAAUUUACGGAUCCUGGUUAUUAUAAUGGUUCUAUGAAACUGCAUAUUAUUACCCAUGUGUCAUACAUGUUUCGUGAGUGUCUUCUCGAUAUUCACGGCCUUGGAGAUCGGGUAAGGUAUAGAUUAUGGCAGAGUCUCCGAUGCGCUUUCUCUGCUAGAUUAUAUGUAUCCUUUGGUGAG
Molecule: messenger RNA, 3230 nt
Organism: Truncatella angustata
Lineage: Eukaryota; Fungi; Ascomycota; Sordariomycetes; Amphisphaeriales; Sporocadaceae
Product: quinon protein alcohol dehydrogenase-like superfamily
Exons: 2
Coding region: 168-2879 (903 amino acids)
Biological process (GO): maturation of SSU-rRNA from tricistronic rRNA transcript (SSU-rRNA, 5.8S rRNA, LSU-rRNA)
Cellular component (GO): 90S preribosome; t-UTP complex; small-subunit processome
Molecular function (GO): protein binding; RNA binding
Source: RefSeq, a predicted model, not a curated record